AUGUAUUCAGUGGAAGAAGGUUCCUUUGGAAGUGCCACAAAUCCAAAUCCUUUCAAAUCAAUGACGCUGGUGGUAGCUGCAGGCAUUGGUAUGAGUAUUGUUCUACUUGGUACAAUUUUGGGCUUAAGUUUGGGAAUCGGUCUUAAUAAUAACAGUCAAUCUUUGAUAUUCAUCACAUCAUCAACAAGUACAACAACCAGUACUACUACCACGAUAACAAUCAUCACGAGCACCACAACAACAAUCAGUUCAACUACCGGAAGUACCACAACUACCACAACUACUACAAGUACUACAACUACUACCACAACUACUACAACAACUACUACAACAUCGCCGACAAUUCAAUCAGUUUAUCAGGGUGCUUUUACGAGCAGUAGUCCGGUAUAUGGUGGUAUAAAUCAAACAUCAACAAAUUAUACUUAUGAAGCCAUUGACAUGAUUGUUAGUACAUCUGGAAUCUAUACAGUUACAAGUAUUAGUGCUAGCAGUGUGAAAUUCUAUGGAUAUUUGUACAAUAGUAGCUUCAGUGCUGUUAGUCCAGUUACGAAUUUAAUUGCACGCGAUGAUCAAACGACUGGAGUACUUUGGUUUAACAUAUCAAAUACUUUUCAAUCUGCUACGGAAUAUGUUUUGGUAGUUACAACCUCAAAUCAAACUACAACAGGCACUUUCAAUAUUACUGCAAGUGGUUCAGGAACCGUCACAUUCGUACGUAGAAAUACAUUUUCGUUAACAACAACAUAUGGAACUAUUAUAAAUAGUGGAACUGAUGAUAAUAGCAAUACGUUUGUGAUCAUCAAUGGAAAUGACGUUAUUACAGGAGUAGAUGGCAUAUCUACUAAAGCAUAUGUAUCACAAGUUUCUUUUUCAUUCAGUAUAGCACCAAGCACAACGACACCCAUGAUCUUUCUAUAUGUAUUCAAUCAAACCGCUGGAACAUUUACAUUUAUUCCAAGUGUUACGUAUCAAAUACCAUAUGCAUCCAUUACAACAGGUACAAAUGGAACUCAAACAAUAUCUCUUCCCGUUAAUCAACUUCCCACUGUUACAGGUCAAUAUGUUGGAGUAGGAUUUAGUACAGGUGGUGGUAGUUUAUACGCUGUGGCAAAUCGAUCUCAAUAUUUUCUUUCUGGUGUUUCAAAUUUUUCAGCAGUAACUUCAGCUACCUACACAAAUCUAAGUCAGGGAAUUGCUUUCACAUUUCAGCUUUAUAUUUCAGGAGUCGUUUUUGGUUAA
Molecule: messenger RNA, 1239 nt
Organism: Adineta steineri
Lineage: Eukaryota; Metazoa; Rotifera; Eurotatoria; Adinetida; Adinetidae
Source: the annotation of a GenBank genome assembly